GCUCGGUGCGCUGAGGGGGCCGCAGCCGCCGCCAUUAGCAGCGCCGCAGACUACAGCUCCCAGCAGCCCCCGCGGCCGCCGCUUCCCCCCGCGCUAAGAUGGCGGCCGCCGAGCAGCGUGUGGUCGUGACCGCACCGCCGGGAUACACGGCGCUGGCGGUGAAGUUCGGGGCGCGGCAGCGCUCGCCGCACUGCCUUUUGGUGAAGGAACACCGCGUGCGGGAAGGGCCCAGCGACACGCACCCGCCGCAGCGCACCCUCUUCGUCCUCAACGUCCCCCCGUACUGCAGCGCGGAUGCGCUGUCCCGGCUCUUCUCCCGCUGUGGGGCCGUGCAGUCCGUGGAUCUCCGUGAUAAACCGGGACCGGGAGAGAAGGCAGAAAAACGCACGUCCAAGUUCUUCACCAACAGAACGGCAACGGGAUUUCGAGUUGCGUAUGUGGUGUUCAGGAAACCGUCUGGUGUCCAGGCAGCCAAGGCUCUGUCACAGGAAGGUCCCUUGCUCAUAUCAACAGAGAGUCACCCUGUGAAAACUGGCAUUAGCAAGUGGAUCACCAGAUACGCGGACUCGGUAGUGGAUCGGGAAGAACUGAAGGCUGAGGUGGAUGCCUACAUGCAAGACUAUGACAAAAAGAUAGCAGAGGAAGAAGCCAAAGCGGCCAAGGAGGAGGGUGUACCGGAUGAGGAGGGCUGGGUGAAGGUAACACGGAAGGGCCGCAAGCCUGGCCUGCCCCGGACAGAGGCUGCCAACCUGAGGGUACUGGAAAGGGAGAAGCGGAAAAAGGCCCGCAAAGAGCUGCUCAACUUCUAUGCCUGGCAGCAUCGUGAGACCAAGAGAGAGCAUAUUGCCCAGUUGAGGAAGAAAUUUGAGGAGGACAAGCAGAGAAUCGCACUGAUGAGAGCGCAGCGCAAGUUUAGGCCAUACUGAGCUGUGCUAUUUCUUCCAAUGCUGGAGAGGGCAGGAGAGAUGCUUACAGACUCAUGUGCCACAGGGUGUCAAGGAACUGAGGCAGCUUCAUGUCCCUGCCAUUGGAUCUCAUGUGGGGGCGUUGGCUUCAGUUGUACUGCAUCCUUCUCCUCUGCUGGCCACGCCUGCACUGCACCACACCAUUUCCCAAGGUGCAUGGGCCAAGGAGGCUGAGGCAUGUCUUCUGACAACCUGCAUCUCCCUGCCACCCAGAGGAGUUUGGUAAGAGACAGUGUUGGCCUAACGCAGCCCCUGCAGGGGCAGGGAAUGGCUGAAGAACUGUAAAUAAACUGGUGCUGUUCCUAAAAGACAGGAAUGCCCCUUUCUCCACUGCUCUGCUGUGGGGAACAGUGUCUUCUGUAUUGAACUGUGGUGGUGAUAAAAAGCCAUGGCUUAUG
Messenger RNA from Numida meleagris (helmeted guineafowl), 1363 nucleotides. It is a transcript of the gene RRP7A, whose product is annotated as ribosomal RNA processing 7 homolog A. Gene Ontology annotation, biological process: rRNA processing; ribosomal small subunit assembly. The coding region runs from base 99 to 926 and encodes 275 amino acids. Lineage: Eukaryota; Metazoa; Chordata; Aves; Galliformes; Numididae. The record is from RefSeq and is a predicted model, not a curated record. Gene Ontology annotation, cellular component: CURI complex; UTP-C complex. Gene Ontology annotation, molecular function: RNA binding. The transcript has 7 exons.